GCACUUUCACUCACACAUAGUUUGGACAUGCCUUCACUGGGAUUAGAGAUACUUGGAGUGACUCUGGCUGUCCUGGGAUGGAUCUCAGCCAUUGUGUCUUGUGCCUUGCCCAUGUGGAGAGUGUCGGCUUUCAUUGGGGUGAACAUCGUCACGGCCCAGACGACCUGGGAGGGCAUCUGGAUGAACUGCGUGGUCCAGAGCACAGGUCAGAUGCAGUGUAAAAUCCACGACUCCAUGCUGGCUCUAAGUGCUGACCUUCAGGCUGCCCGCGCCCUCACCAUCAUCUCCAUCGUGCUGGGAAUUGUGGGACUCUUGGUGGCCAUAAUGGGGGCAAAAUGCACCAACUGCGUGGACGAGGAGGCCGCUAAAUCUCGGGUGAUGAUAGCUGCUGGGGUGGCCUUUGUCCUGGCUUCUCUGACUCAGCUGAUCCCCGUGUCGUGGUCUGCCCACACUAUCGUUAUGGAGUUCUACAGUCCACUCACACCUGAGGCACAGAAAAGGGAGAUAGGUGCAGCUCUGUACCUGGGCUGGGCUGCGGCUGCUUUUCUUCUAAUCGGAGGGGGCAUCCUCUGCUCAAGUUGUCCAAAGCAACCUGAGAAAAGGUACGGGCCUCCAUCAAAGAUGAUGUACUCCCCAACGAGGUCAGUCGCGCCGAGUGGCUACGAUAGGAGGGAUUACGUCUGAAGUGACACCUGCUCUUUUCUCACAUCGCCAUGAAAAUAACUGUGCAAAGAGAACUGGAGGGGAGAGGCAUUAUUAUAAACUUCCACCCACCUGCUUUUUAUUGAACUCCUUCUAUGUAUGACCUUUUGACCAAAGCCUACGUUAAAUUUGUCUUUCUUUGGUUAUUUUAUUGUGUGCCACUUUGUCACUGUUGGAAGCACUGAUGAUAACAGCUGUAUAUGUCUGAGUGUGUUAUAGGUGUGCCCUGCAUUUUAUACUUUAUGAAACUAAUUGGUGAUCCAAAAAGACAAAUCUGUAUUUCUGCUUUCUUACUACAUUGACUGUGUGUGUGUGUGUUUUUGUAAACAACUUUCAUUUUUGACUAAAAAAGAAGUGUGUCACUGUACAGAUGCAAAAUGCAGAUUUGUGUUGUGUUUUUUGAAUCAGUUGAUCUGGAAUGUUUUGGUGUUUUAUAUGCUUUAAUUACAACUCUUUGAUUAAAUCCCUUGUUUUCUAAA
Stegastes partitus (bicolor damselfish) is the source of this 1181-nucleotide messenger RNA. Its product is annotated as claudin-3-like. Gene Ontology annotation, cellular component: bicellular tight junction; membrane. The coding region runs from base 28 to 684 and encodes 218 amino acids. The transcript has a single exon. Gene Ontology annotation, molecular function: structural molecule activity. Lineage: Eukaryota; Metazoa; Chordata; Actinopteri; Pomacentridae. The record is from RefSeq and is a predicted model, not a curated record.